Aegilops tauschii subsp. strangulata is the source of this 432-nucleotide messenger RNA. The record is from RefSeq and is a predicted model, not a curated record. Lineage: Eukaryota; Viridiplantae; Streptophyta; Magnoliopsida; Poales; Poaceae.
AUGGAUUCUGAUAUGGAGUACAUAUACGAGCACUAUGUUGAGUCGUCCGACGGCUCAUCCGGCGAGGAGGACUACACUGAUGAGACGAUGAUGAUGCAGACGGUGCUUGCAGACGCAGAGCGUGCAGAGGAGCAUGUUCUGAAUUUCAAGGGAUCGAUCAAGGGUCAUCGAAUGCUCAACUGCAACCAGGCGCGCGACCAUUGGACGCUGAUGGACGACUACUUUGCCCCUGAUGCCCUCUUCGCUGACAAUUUUCGCUGGCACUUUCGGAUGCGCAAAAAUGUCUUCGAUCGUCUCUAUCAUGACGUCCAGUCCUUUGAUGACUACUUCAUCUUGAAGAAGGAUGCCAUAGGAACGAUUGGGUUCUCUGGUUACAAGAAGUGCACGACUGCACUAUGGACGCUUAUAUAUGGCACGACCGCUGAUUCGUGA